Molecule: messenger RNA, 450 nt
Organism: Eriocheir sinensis (Chinese mitten crab)
Lineage: Eukaryota; Metazoa; Arthropoda; Malacostraca; Decapoda; Varunidae
Product: basic proline-rich protein-like
Exons: 1
Coding region: 1-450 (149 amino acids)
Source: RefSeq, a predicted model, not a curated record
AUGCCACCUGGGCGAUGGAGGAGCACUUCGUCCACGGUAGACUACAGCCCGGCAAAGGAACCCGGCCCGCCAGGAGAGGCUAGACACAUGCCACCUGGGCGAUGGAGGAACACUUCGUCCACGGCAGACUACAGCCCGGCAGAGGAACCCAGCCCGCCAGGAGAGGCUAGACACAUGCCACCUGGGCGAUGGAGGAACACUUCGUCUAUGGCAGACUACAGCCCGGCAGUGGAACCCAGCCCGCCAGGAGAGGCUAGACACAUGCCACCUGGGCGAUGGAGGAACACUUCGUCCACGGCAGACUACAGCCCGGCAGAGGCACCCAGCCCGCCAGGAGAGGUUAAACCCAUGCCACCUGGGCGAUGGAGGAACACUUCGUCCACGCCAGACUACAGCCCAGCAGAGGAACCCAGCCCGCCAGGAGAGGCUAGACACAUGCCACCUGAGUGA